UGGAUUGUAGUGGGGUCCGGUUUCCAGGCUGCCAUGAGGAAAGGGUGUUGAAAAGCAACUGUGCACGCCUUUGGGCUCAGAGAUGGAUUCAUCAGAACGAUCAACAGUUAGAAGUGAGCAGAAAUCCAGAAAAUUCUUAAAAAGUCUAAUAAGAAAGCAGCCUCGGGACCUUCUUCUUGUAAUUGGAACUGGGGUAAGUGCUGCGGUAGCACCAGGAAUCCCAGCGCUGUGCUCCUGGAGAAGCUGCAUUGAGGCUGUAAUUGAAGCAGCUGAACAGCUGGAGGUGCUUCAUCCGGGAGAUGUUGCUGAAUUUCGUAAAAAAGUAAUCAAAGAUAGAGACCUGCUUGUGGUUGCACAUGAUCUCAUCAGGAAAAUGUCACCACGUACUGGGGAUACGAAGCCCAACUUCUUCCAGGAUUGCUUAAUGGAGGUGUUUGAUAAUUUAGAACAACACAUUCAGAAUCCUGUUGUUCUGCAAUCAAUCCUGAGACUCAUGGAGAGAGGCACAAUGGUUCUGACUACAAACUAUGAUAAUUUACUUGAAAUAUUUGGUCAGCAACAGGGUAAACCUAUGGAAUCUUUAGACUUGAAAGAUAAGGAUAAGGUUCUUCAGUGGGCAAGAGGUCAUAUAAAAUAUGGAGUUCUUCAUAUUCACGGCUUAUAUACAGAUCCCUGUGGAAUGGUGCUAGAUCCCUCGGGAUAUAAAGAUGUUACUCAAGAUCCUGAAGUCAUGGAGGUUCUUCAAAAUUUGUAUCGAACCAAGUCUUUCUUGUUUUUGGGCUGCGGAGAGACUCUGCGUGAUCAGAUAUUCCAAGCUCUUUUUCUUUAUACUGUAAAGAAUAAAGUGGAUUUAGAACAUUAUAUGUUGGUGCUUAAAGAAAAUGAAGACCACUUUUUUAAGCUCCAGGCAGAUAUGCUGCUGCACGGAAUAAAAGUAGUGUCCUACGGGGACUGCUUUAAACAAUUCCCAGAGUACGUACAAGAUCUGACUGCUCAAAUCUGCAAGCAGAGAAGCCCAGAUGCUGAUCGAGUGGACAGCACAACACUGUUGGGAACUUCAUGUGUGGACUGUGCUAAAAGGAAGUUAGAAGAAAACGGCACUGACUCUCCUAAGAGAAUCAAGCAGUCAGACAAUGGUGCUGUUACUUCACCUGCCACUGAAUUGUCUCAGCACUAAACUGACAUAAUUACCAGUCCAGUUGCUAACACUGGUAAUCGUAUGAAAUGUUCUAGUCGGCUGCCUCUCCCCUCAGUGUCUGCAGGAGAGCACGUUCAGGACCAUUCUUUGUUCCUACACUGGCACAUUCAUACCUGGCAGUCCUGGAGGGUUGCUUCAGUCAGGUUUCUCUGCUUAUGUUCCCUGUGGAUUUGACGUUACGCCUUCAGAGAUCACAUCACACUAUAACAAGCUUUUACAGGGAGUGAAAGUGAUGAGUCUGUCAGAUGACCUUUCUGUCUGAAUUGUGGUAUGUCAACUCUUUACUCCCACGUCACAAAAACCAUUUCUGCUUGGUUCUCUAGUAUGUAUGUGUGCAAAAUGAAAAGCUUAAAAGCUUCUUUCUAGUCUAGAAACUACUGAGAUGGGUAGAGUUUUUGUGGUGUGGAAGUCUUUGUCCCUGUUCUGAAGUAGAUAAAGAUCUCAAGACAUUUUGCCUAGAAAAGCAAUCAUCUUAAACAAUGCAUGCACACUGACUCUUGUCUUCUACCCCAGAAGAAAACACCCAGUUGUCUUUCAUGAUUGACAGUCUGGAAACCAUACUUGGGUUUUAGUAUGUGAUAUAAUUGCUAAGGACCUCAAGCAUCAGUUCUCAGGGUUUCAGCCGUGUUUUUUAAAAGGUAAAAAUCAAAAGCAAACCCAGCCUGAAUAUAGACCAUACGCAUCCUCUCCCUUUGAGACACUGUAUUUAUACAUACAUCACUUUUGAAAAUUAAGUCUUCUAGCAUUGCGUAUAGCGCUCUCUGUAAAACUCCAACCUCUCAAAUUUGCUUCUCUAGUCAACAUGAAUUGGCUGUUUUCAAAAGCGAUCAGCCAUGCUAUUUUGGAUGCUGAUGUUAUCAGCUUAUAACACUU
Molecule: messenger RNA, 2071 nt
Organism: Pygoscelis adeliae (Adelie penguin)
Lineage: Eukaryota; Metazoa; Chordata; Aves; Sphenisciformes; Spheniscidae
Gene: SIRAL2
Product: family with sequence similarity 118, member A
Exons: 9
Coding region: 83-1177 (364 amino acids)
Source: RefSeq, a predicted model, not a curated record